Rotaria sordida is the source of this 2021-nucleotide messenger RNA. The record is from the annotation of a GenBank genome assembly. Lineage: Eukaryota; Metazoa; Rotifera; Eurotatoria; Philodinida; Philodinidae.
AUGGACUUCAAAGCUAAUGUGGCACGUACAUCACGUGUUUUUGAUCAUUGUAUAUGCUUUUCGCUAAGUGAUCCCACAUCUAAUUCUUUUUCAGAGGCAUGUUCUGACCAUGAACAUGAUCAAGUAUGUUCUGAGUGCUUGUAUCUCGCACAAGCAUUACAAGAUACCAAGCAAGCAAUCGAAAAUAGUAAAGACAAGGAAGAAGAAGUUAAACGGAAAAUACACAAGUUUACUCUUGCUUAUGAUGCUAUUCAAGCUUGGAAAUCCCAUCAAUUAAGAUCAAUUAAUCAAGACCUUGAAAGAGAGAGUGUUUUAGAUGUUUUAGGUGAAGGUGCAAUUUAUUUGAAUUUAGAUUUUGCCAUGAAUCCUCGGGUUCAUUGUGAUCAAGAACAAGAUGAAUUUAUGGUUGGGAAUCGAAAACAAACUCUUCUUGAAGAAGAUGAUGAAGAAGAGAGUGAAAGCGGAUGUAAUUCUGAAAAAGUACAUGAUAGUUCAAUUGGGCAAGCUUGCAUACGCUGUGAUAAUGCUGGCUGCUAUCAUAGUGCUUAUACAGUGUUAUCGAUGCCAGCUGUUUCCGAGAAGUGUGGAAUAGCAGUACGAAGAAUGGAUUUCGCUGAUCCUCAAGGUAGUAAAGGUUCUAGUGAUAGAUAUGCUGCUAUUAUAAAAUCUCAUGUUAGACGUUAUCUAAAUGAGAAACACGAUGUUACAAAUGCAGAGCAAUUUGUCGAAGCUUGUUUAUCCUAUGGAGGAAAAGUCAUUAUCGGAUCACUCUAUCUAAUUAAACCAUCACCUGAAAUAAUCUUCGGUUCAUCUGUUAAUAAUAAUCUGUCAGGUUCUAUAGAUGUCAAUCCUAGUGGCGAAUGUACUGAAUCGGUCAAUGAAGCUGCAAACUUAUUUGAAUGUCCAGAGGAAACAUGUGUAUCUUCGUUUGUGAAAUACGGAAAUUUACUUAGACAUCUUGCAGUUGGUAAUCACCGUCAUAUGCCCGAAAAAGUAACUUUAUUGGAUAUGGCAAAAAAGAUAUAUCAUUCAAGAUUGGCAACUUCUGACAACAAAAGAGUUAUUUCGUUAUCUUCAAAUGAUGCUGUGUUCGAUUCGGACAUUGGUGAUCAAGUGUCCGAACUCACUGUCGGAUGGGCACUUCCAGUGAUACGUCCGCCUGCUAGAUUUACUAUUAGGCAAAAGAAAUUUUUAGAUGUGAGUAGUAUUUAGAAACAACUCCUCUAUACUCUAUCUUCGUUUUACGUAUUCCUCAUUACGUUUCAUAGUUUUCUUGUCUUAUGUAGGAAAAAUUCAACGAUGGAAUUUUACAUGGUCGUUUCUGGAAACCAGAAACCGUUGUCAGUGAAAUGCAAAAUGCUAAAUCACCACAAGGAAAAUUUAUCUUCGAUAUCAACGAAUGGUUAACAACCAGCCAGGUACGCAGUUACUUCAGUCGUAUCCGAUCAAUCACCACCCCGAAGAACGCUCAGCUAUCACCUUCUGUUGUUUCAAACUGUUCAAUUUAUGACGAAAACCAAGAAGAGGAACGAAUUUUGGACGAAGAUGCUAAUGCUGAAGUUGGAAAUGUAUUUGAUAUUUUUUCUAUCUGCAAGAUCUUUUCUUUCUCUAGGAAUCUCUCAAGGAUGAUAUUGCAGUGCACGAAGCAAUCGAAAGAAUAACAUUCUUGAAGAAAACAAACGAAAUACCAGAAACAGCAAGUAAAGAAAAACGUCCAUUAUCAUUAAUACAAAAUGAACCAAGUACACCAAAGCGUUCAACUACCUCACACAAUCAAAAAUAUUAAAAGAAUGCGGCAGAAAUAUAUUCGAGCUAAAGUUUGUUUAUAGGAAUAUCUCUGAAAUCAACUGAGCAACGUGCUAGCACGCUUUAACUUCAACAAACCAAAAUUUCUUUUCACAUUUCAAAUAGUUUUUACUGAAGUCUACAAGAAAACAUCAUUGAACAUAAAAUUCAUUCUAUUCAUACAUACCCUGAAGUUGUAUUCGAGAAUAAGAAAAAGCUUGCACUGAUAAACUGCA